GUGUAAAAUGUGUUACACUGUAGUUAAGGGCUUCUGCAUCUGCUGUGACAUUUUGGUCUCUUGUUAAAAAAGCUCCAUUUACUACAGCCUGAAGAAUUGAUUGUUCUAUUGUGGUUUGAAGGUCAUGUUACUGUAGUUCUAACCGUUAAAGUCUUUGUUUCAUGUGUCUCUGCGUCAGUUUCCAUUUCAGCGCCUUUUACUUGUUGAUUUAUGCAUUUUGCUUCUUGUUCAUACCACUAGGUGGGCACAUACUGUGCUACCUGGUCCCUGUUCAUCAUUGUUGAUGUUAAUGGCCCUUGUUGUGUUACUGCUCCAGUUAAACCUUGAAGUUUAUGCUCGAAAAUCUUGUAACUAAGCUAAUUUACAACUCUGAUCUCACGCUUCAACCAAGUUUCCUUUAUAAUGCUCUUAUCUGCUAGAUCUAUUUAGGCCCUGAUUUUAUCUUAUUUGCAUUAUUGCACGGAGUUCCCUGCUAGCCACUGGCUACAGACCAACCUGAGAUGAAAUAUUAUAAAUCAGAGAUCACUGGUGUUUCCUCUAGAGAGCAGUAUCUUUACCAUCUCACUUUGGGGAAUCCCCACCAGUAAAAGGGUUCCCCUUGGCUGGCAGCCAGUGAUUCUGGGCCCUAAUGAAGAGCUUGUUCUGCAGCCACACAUGUAAAUGAGAGGUUUCCUGUGGCCUGGCACCCAUUUCCACAUCGAGUGUUUGUAGCCGGUUGUGUCAUGACUAGUGAGAUGGCGCCGCCUUCUACUUGGUGCCAGUCUGCUUCCACACAGUGGUCCGUGUUUUGCUGUCUACUUAGUCUUGCAUUUCCAGUGAUUCUUCACGUAAAAACAAGGGGAAAUGAGAGGUUUGAGUUUCCAGGGUAUUCUGAUGCUCGUAAAAAGUACAUGGGGCAUGGUUGCAGGAUUAACAUUUGGUCACACUUAUGCCUUCAUACACCCCUUGUUUUUGUGUUUAGUGUUUAACCAGAAUGUGGUCUGUUGGUGCUCUCCAUUUUGGUGGGAUGGGGUGUGCAGAGCCUAAGAAACACUUGGCAGAGCUGCAUGAAAGCCUAGUACUUUGUCUGGAAAUACUCUCUAUUUCAGCUCUUCGGUCUCGUCCCCUCAGGCGUCUGUAGAACAUGCCAGCUUUGCUGACUGUCCUGGCCAAGGAAGCUUAUUCACAGGGAGGGGGGCCCAAAAUCCUUUCCUGGGAGUUUUGCCUAUGAAAAUUCAUCGUUGAAGUGUGUUUUUAUUUUUAUUUAACUCGAACGAAAUGUUUUGUUUGGUCUCAGAAUUCAUUGGAGGAAAACGAGUCUGGUGAAAUAAGUGGAUUAUAUCUGGUGCCUUCAUCUGGAGAUGUUGUCUCUAAGGUGCCUGUUUCGGGUUAGUGUUGUGUUCUCUGGGUGUGCCUCGGCAGGAACUUCCCAGUGAGCUCUGCCAUGAUGCCCGAGGUACGGGACCUGUCCGAUGCCCUGCCGGAGCUGCCCAUGGACCCCAUCACUGGGGUUGGGGUGGUGGCCUCGCGGAACAAGGCGCCUUCCGGCUACGAUGUGAUUUCUCAAACGACAGACGGCUUUGAUGCAGACCUGUGGAAGGAUGGCUUGUUCAAGUCCAAGGUCACUCGCUAUCUCUGUUUCACCCGAGUGUUCUCCAAAGAAAACAGCCAUCUGGGAAAUGUGCUGGUGGACAUGAAGUUGAUCGACAUGAAGGACACCCUGCCAGUGGGCUUCAUCCCCAUCCAAGAAACGGUUGACACACAGGAGCAGGCCUUCAGAAAGAGGAGGCUCUGCAUCAAGUUUAUCCCGCGCGACUCCACCGAGGCGGCUAUCUGCGACAUCCGCAUCCUGGGCAGGUCCAAGCAGGCCCCCCCGCAGUAUACCUUCAUCGGGGAGCUGAACAGCAUGGGUAUCUGGUACCGUAUGGGGAAGGUGCCCCGGGCAGAGGAGCCCACCCAGAACCAGUCACCCACCACCCAGCCGGUCACUUCCGCCUCCACGCCCUCGCCGGCCCCCGCACCCAUCCCCAUUCGGCACAUCUCUAUGACACUCCCGGCCAACUUCAGCAGGAAGAGCACCACCCGGCCAGACUACGAGCACCAGAACUCCAACCUGUACGCCAUCUCAGCAAUGGAUGGAGUACCUUUCAUGAUCUCUGAGAAGUUCGCCUACGUCUCCAGCGAUUUGCAGCAGGUUGAUCUGAUGGCCAUUACGAUCAAAUCCCUGGCAGAGAUCGAGAAGGAGUAUGAGUACAGCUUCCGCACGGAGCACAGCGCCGCGGCCCGCCUGCCCCCGAGCCCCACGCGCUCUCAGCUCAGCUCGGAGUCCUGAGCAGGCGACGACCCAGACGGGGGAGGGCGGGGCCCCGGAGCACAGCGCACUCACACUACUGAGAACGAGCCAGUAGCAUUGGCCGGGCGGAGGAGCGAAGGUGCCUCCCGCAGCCCCCCUCACCCUCCCAAGCUUGGAUGUCCUUUUUUUUAUUUUUUUAUAUACAAAAAAGACCAGUUUCAAAUUCGUGUUGUGAAACGCGGAAAGAGAGAGAGCGAGAAACUGCUGACACGAAGCCCAGAGCCUACAGCUGUGGUCACCUGCCCUCCUGAGCCUAUCCACUGCACCCUUUAUCCUGUGUCUCUGCGGGUGUUGGCUGGAGCUUCGAGACAACAGGACAGAAAUGUCCAAACCGUGGUGUGUGAACUCCCUAAAAACCACUAUGCGGAACAGAUCAGACCAGAACGAGGCCUGGACUGACCCUGACCCUACCUUAAAUUGUGCAUGGCCUGGCUUGCCUCCUCAUUCUCUCCACUUCUAGUCCGUCUGUCACUCCUGGUCUUGGGUGGCUUGGGAAAGAGUGUGGAGUGGCGUAGAGUCCCAGCUUGUACCUGUGAGGGCCGCAGGGCCCCCAGAGAGACAGUGCAACAGGAGGAGAGGCACCUGUGUCCCCAAGCUGUCCCCUCUCCUCUUGCCACUGUCACUUUUAGCUUUUUAUCGUCGCGUCUGAAGAUGCUUCCCUAGCCGACAGCUGAAGUUUAACCACAGGCGGCCCCAGACUGGGGGGGUGUUCUGUGCCUAAAGCUGUUUUAAGCCCCUGGGCAGCCUGCUUUUGCCUUUUAGUUUUAACCCUGUCACUUUUUAACUCCAGACUAUUUAUGCUUAAUGGAUUAAUUGUUGUGCUUUUAUUAUUUUUUUUAUUAUAUACUUUUUGCACUGUAUCGAAGUUUUUUGUUUUCACGCCUUUCAUUCUGAGCCAUUUUCUCAGCAACUCCACCAGUGUAAUUACUUGCAUCCUGUCACUCCUGUUUAAAAAAUUAAAUGGCAUAUUGUUGGGGCGGGGGGGGUGGAGUUUGCCGGUUGGGAUCGGCCGAUGGAUGAGAGUGUCGAGAUGAAACCGAAGUCCAUCCUCUCUGUGUGGAGAGACAUCAAAGGGAUUCGUUGCACCACUGUAAUGACGGAAGUUUACUCCUGGAAUGAAAACAUCGGUUUGAAUAAUCACGUUUUGUCUUUCCUCUUCGAAAUUUGUCAACACAAGGGGAAGUUCUCCUGAGAGAUGUGGGCACGGCAGCCUUACAACUGCUCUUUCCGUCUCACAGAAAACCUUAAUGCUGCUUUUCAUGUUAUGUGAACAAACCAGUUUUUAAUUACAGAAAAACUGUAAAUGUCUGUUGAUGCAACAGAUUUUACGUCCCUAUGCCACAUAUCAAACGAUUAGUGUCCUUAAGAUCGCGCUCCUAGAAUGACACCUGCAGCUUGCUGCUUUUAAAUUGUACUCGUUUGAUCUGUUUUGGUUUUUUCGUAUGAACAUUAAAGUGCAGAGAUCUCCCCAGUUCCACUGAGGCCUAUCCCUGUCAUAGCCGAACGUAUCAUUUAGUGUUUCUCUUCUGUUCUCAGGCACUGUGAUUGUUCCCAGGUCUCGUUGUUAGGUCCUCCCCCACAUUGUAAACAUUGUUUACAUUUUAGUCACAAAAGCAACCAUUACCUCGUGCACCACCUUCUCACAUUCGAUUAAUUUUCCUCAUUCUCCCAUUCACAAAACGACGGCAUUCCCAUGAGCGCCGUCCUGUACCGAGGAGCAAAUUACGCUUUUUUUUUUCCAGUAACAAGCAAACACUGCCACUGUUCACCUGGCUGACCUCAGCAGAUGCUACCAGACGAACAUGCUCUGACUUUAAUGCCGUCUCUGGUGCUCGGGCCACAUGAACCAGCCCUGCCCUCUUUCUACGUUAAACCCACUGGGCUGAACCUGUGAGCUCUCUCUCCUCGUUCUUGCUGACCACUCGCAUGCUGUUUACAGAUUGCCUUUCUUUUCGUGCACAAACUCUGCCCCAACGCUGCAUGAGUGUUUUCUCUUCUGUAUCAAGCAAUUUAUGAACAUUUCAAAAUGGAUGUGAGAUAGAGGAGAGUUAUGCAGAUCAUAUGCUUUGUCGUUUUUCCAUAAAUGUGACAUUAACAUAAAUGGGGGGAGCUGGGGUGAAUUCCUUACAAAUUAAAAAUACAUUUCUAUACUCUUUUGUGAAGCAUUAACAGACUUCCCUGUUACUGGUUCUGAGUCCCCCCCCCCCCCCCCCGAGAGACUGAUACCUCCAUAGGCGAUAUUUUUUACGUCUUCAUGUAACCCGCUGCCCAGCUGAUCCCACAGCCCCACAUUGGCUGGUCUGUAACACAGGGAUCCGAAGCAUCUCCGCUUGUACCAGCCAGCGUCUGGGCUGACUGAUGCCACAUGUGCGUUUUCAGAGGUGGACACAGGUGGCGCCGUUGUGUGCAGCCGCUCGUCACCAGUUGUUAAAAAUGAUGAUAAAUCUGGAUCACCAGCAGCCACUUCUGUUGUAUUUUCCAUAUUUGGUCUGCUUCUUUGGAGGCUGUGACUUAUCAAAUUAGUUUUACUAGCAGCGUGCAAAUGUUCUUGGUUUCUCUUGGUACCUACCGGGUCGUCGUCAACAGCACAGAGACCGCCUGAAACGCUACUGUAAAACGGUCUUAGUUUGCAGCGUCAGUGAUGUGGCUUCAGUACCGCGCAGACUCUUGCGUCAUGGAACGUCGUUUGUGUGUGUGUGUGUAUAUAUAUAUAUUUUUUUAAACAAUACGAAUGGAGUAUUUCUCUCCUGUGGUUCCAUUUUAAAGUAACUAGUCAAGAGCAGCCCCCCUCCCCACAACCAUUAAUCUGAGGCCCGCUUUGUCCUACAGUUUAGAUCAAAGGCUCGUGCCAAUUGUGUCAGUCUGUUUGGGAAUGUUUAAAGUAAGGAUAUAGAAAAAUAAAAUCUUCAAAGGAGCAGACUUUUCAAUGGUGAUGUGAAAUGAGGCUGCAGUGCGGACUCCCCUGGGGAGGGGCUGUGGUCACUGGGAAGGUUAAAGGUCGCCUGGGAGGGUGUGGCGCAGGUGAUCGUCACAGUUCCCCGCCGAGGCCGUUUUGAGCAGAUUCAUACAAUCGAACUGGGUUUUCCCCGUGCUGGUGUUGCAGGAGCCCUUCCCUGUGAUCAUACAUCAGGCUUUAUUAUGUUCUGAAAGAGCUGCUCGGGCCGAUAUGUUUCAAAAUACCACCAUUCCUCUGCCGGCCGGUUCUGCGGAGUAACUUGCGUGUCAGGGCUGUUCCAAAAAGCCUUACUUUACAGUUUUGGCCAGUGUGCCCCACCUCCAGCUCGAUCCUGAGUGCCUUGGCAGUGUGACCAUCUCGCACAUAGUAAAACUCUUGGAGAAGCUGAGAUUUAUUUUCCUUUUCCCCCAUUUUUUUAUUCUGAGGUAAAACAAUGGAAAUGGUGCAAGUUUAUCGUUCAGUUGUGGUUGGUCCCUGUGCUCAUCGUCGCAUUUGGCCGUUACUCUGUUUUCCUGGGAUCACAAAAGUCUUAGUGCUGUGAUUUUAAUUGAACCUGGGCCUCUGAAAGUGUCCCAUGGUCACCUUGUCGUCUUUGUAAAUGUGGGGUGUCUUCUGUAAAUAGCUGCCGUGACAGUGUACCAUCUGAUCUGUCACCCCCCCCCCCCCCAUGAACCUGUGAUGAAGCAGGCGUAUUUCUGUGAUUGCCAAAACCGAACCACGAGAUGCUCGACUGGAAUGGGCCACCUUGUGCAGAUUGAAUGGGGAUGCUGGAAGAGGUUUGCAUGUUUUCUGCAGCCAAGAUCCAUGUAUGAACCACAAAUGUGUGAUAUAUAUAUAUAUAUAUUAAAAAAACUUGUAGGAA
This is a messenger RNA of Brienomyrus brachyistius, 6150 nucleotides long. It is a transcript of the gene mvb12ba, whose product is annotated as multivesicular body subunit 12Ba. The record is from RefSeq and is a predicted model, not a curated record. Gene Ontology annotation, biological process: regulation of epidermal growth factor receptor signaling pathway; virus maturation; viral budding. The transcript has 10 exons. Gene Ontology annotation, cellular component: ESCRT I complex; late endosome. NCBI's taxonomy places the organism in Eukaryota, Metazoa, Chordata, Actinopteri, Osteoglossiformes, Mormyridae. The coding region runs from base 1424 to 2311 and encodes 295 amino acids.